This is a messenger RNA of Chelonoidis abingdonii (Abingdon island giant tortoise), 3719 nucleotides long. RefSeq names its product ubiquitin conjugating enzyme E2 G2 (gene UBE2G2). Lineage: Eukaryota; Metazoa; Chordata; Testudines; Testudinidae. The record is from RefSeq and is a predicted model, not a curated record.
CCGCGCCGCCCGGCUCUCUAUGGUGCGCUGCUGCCCCGGAAGCUGGUGGCGGCGGGGCGCGCUCCGGCUCCUCGCAGCUGCGGCGCAUGGCGGGCACGGCGCUCAAGCGGCUGAUGGCCGAGUACAAGCAGUUAACUCUGAAUCCACCAGAAGGAAUAGUAGCAGGGCCUAUGAAUGAAGAAAACUUCUUUGAAUGGGAAGCCUUGAUCAUGGGCCCAGAGGAUACCUGUUUUGAGUAUGGUGUUUUCCCAGCUAUCCUGAGCUUCCCUCUUGAUUAUCCUCUGAGUCCUCCAAAGAUGAGGUUCACGUGUGAGAUGUUUCAUCCAAACAUUUACCCUGAUGGGCGAGUUUGCAUUUCCAUUCUGCAUGCUCCAGGGGAUGAUCCCAUGGGGUACGAGAGCAGCGCUGAGCGGUGGAGCCCAGUGCAGAGCGUGGAGAAGAUCCUCCUGUCAGUGGUUAGCAUGUUAGCAGAACCAAAUGAUGAAAGUGGAGCCAAUGUUGAUGCCUCCAAAAUGUGGCGGGAGGACAGAGAACAGUUUAACAAAAUUGCCAAGCAGAUUGUGCAGAAGUCCCUUGGGCUUUAAAAACAAAAAAGAAAAGAAUGAAACUGCAAUUUGUUGUAUUUCUCUCCAGCUGACAGAGAGCAGUGCUUAGUGCUGAUACCAAAAAGGCAGAUUUUGCAAAAUCGUUGGCCUAAUUCUUCCUCUUUAUUUUUUUUUUAUUAUUCCUCCCCCCCUUAAAAAGUCUCUGGGUCACAGACUAAAACACGUAGCAAGGGGGUACAUUAUUAGAACUCAAAAAUGGAAUCAGUCCUAUUGCAAAGGCUGUUCAAUGCUACCUCAUUCUGUUGUAUUGAAAAUUUGGAGAUUUUGCAAAGCAUGAAUUUGAGCCUAGCACAGUCUUAUACCCAUUUGCUGCAGUCCAUCCCCUGGUCUCACCAGGAAAAUGCACAAGUGAUUGUGCAUUGCCGAGCAGUGGAAUCAGUCUUAUUCUCCCCAGUCAGUGAUUCAGAGCGAAGGUUAGUGAUUGAAUACUUAGGUAGGUAGGUGGUCAGCAUAUUCACGUUUGCAGGUAUUCCCAUUUUGGCCAGUCUGCCACCAGAACUUGUGCCAGGGAAGAGGAGUUUUAGAUGACGUGCUACAACAAUCAGCUUUACAUUUCUACAUAACAUCGUACCCAAAAAUGUGUGUAGAAAGCGAGUCAUUUUUAGUUGUGUGAUCUCAUUGGGAAAUUGGAAACAGUGAUGAUAGUCAACACCAGAGUUCACAAAAAGGUAGCUCAGUGAAAGAGGUUCUAAAACAAGAACACCUUCAGGUUGUUUUAAUGUAGGUAGCGAUUUUCAGUUUUUUAGCUAAGGUGACUCAUUCUAGAUGGCCAGUUCCAUCAAUGGCUGGUGCUCUUAGACCCAGCUGUCUAGAAUAACCCAGUGUUUUUGUAUCAUGCUGUCAGUCUAAAUCUAGCCUUUGAAUCUGCUUUUGCAAAGAAGAGAUCUCAAUGACUGCUGUAAUUACUCCCUAAAAAUAUUUAUGGUAACUUCCAGUGUCAAUCAGAGAGGUAGGUCGGGAAAUCCAGUCUUUUCCUAAACAUUUUGGUCAGCUGUUUUGUUAGGUAACUGUUACGCUUAUAAAAAGCACACAAGAUUUUUUUAUAGGGGAAAAGGCAACACACCACAUUUAUUGAGAAUACAACAGUUAGCAUAUGUUUUUCAGUCUCACAUACACCAUGCACGCAGUCCUGCCAGGCGAUGUUAUAGUUACCAGUCCAGAGUCUGGAUCAAUCUAGUGGCCAGCCAGAUUGGUCGCAGAGGGGAGCCGGGCUCUGUCAUUCAUGAUCCGAUGCUCCUGGAGUUGUGGGCAAGACGAACCCAAAGCCCCAUGGCAAAGCACCCUGUUCUUAUAGUUGUUCUUCUCUGCUGAAGUCUAUGGAUUUUGUUGUGUCAGUUUGUGACCGGUUACUCCUCAGUGGGUGUUAUCUUUUGAUGGCCCAGAACACCUCCAGUCUGGUUUCGAUUCAGUCAAUUACCUUGUGUUUUAAGAGUGCCAGCCUUCAUCUCAGGGUUGUCAGUCUGCCCCUCCUCAACCAUGGAUGCAUGUUCAUGGUUCUCUGGUGUCUUUGAGUCUCUUCACUUCUCCUCCCUUGGCCAUCUGGCUAACAAUAGUCUUCUCACUUUAUCUUUUCCUGAUGCAUGCAUUCCUCAUUCACACAAACAGUUCUUUACAGAAACCUUCAAAAGGUAUCAAAUAGUAGUAUUUUAUAUUGAACAAGAAAGGCAUCAUAAAUUAGAGCUUACUAAAUCUUGCAACUAUCUUUUUGUACAUUCAAAGGCCUGGGCCUUUGAAAUUCCUCUAAUCUAAUUAACAUAGAGACAGACAAGAUCCUGUCUUUUUACUUACAAGGGAAAGAAAAUGGCUAAAAGGCAAUAUCAGCUAUCCUAUUCAUUUAUUCCAAUAACUUAACCCUUACUAAAUAACAUGCAAUGCAUAUAACAGAACAUAAUAAAUUAUAUAGCACAGUACCCCUGGUACAACAUACCUGCAUCCUGAAACACUGCAUAGGUCAUCUGUGCUCUGAAAAUCGGGGGGGAAAACGGGCUCAGCUAGUCCUGCUGGGAAAGUAAACCCUAUCCAAGAUAUUGUGAGAUGAUCUGAAACCCUGUUCUGCCAAUACUUGAUAGAAUAGAGCAUUGACUUGAAUGCUUGUCACAACAUCUGAGAUCACCCACACUUCAGGUAGGGAAUUUGGAUUUUUGAUGCUGAUCUGAUUUAACCCUUACAUUAGCAGGAGUUGCUGUUUCUAGAUGCUAACUGCUCUUGCAUACCUAAGUCAGUGCUGGGGGAGAUCCUUUAUCCUUGAUGCCAUCCCCUAGAGGAUGGAAGGAUGCACGCUUGCAUCAUUGUUCUACUGCCCUCUGUAUGGUAUGCAGCAGGACAAUGAAGAACCUUCAAACUCUGUAGUGCCCAGACUGUAAAGCUGGUGUGGGGCACCUGCUGGUGCUCUUGCUUUACAACGGAACCUCUUGUCUAGGCCUGAAUCUUCUGUAGCAAAUAUGCUUAUGCUGCAAGCAAUAACAUACACCUCUGUUGUGUGUGGAAUCAAGUAUUGUUGACUAUCUUAAACAAGCUAGGAUAGGAGUAUUUCUUUUUGAAUGAAAAGAACCAAGAAAUCAAAUUAUUGGAAUAAUUACAUUAUUGAGAGAGCUUUGCUGAAGUGAAAUAUAUAUAUUGUUCUCAUUUCAGUAUCUGGUGGCUUGCAGUUCAUACUGCAUAUGCACAUGUGCUGCAUGUCACUCUAGGAUGUCAUCUUUAUCCAUCACUGAAGAGACUCUGGGUUGUGAUAACUUGCUGGAUUUACCUCCAUUAUAGGGAGUAAUUCCUCUAGGUUUGGAAGAAGACUAGUUUUGGGUGCAGGAAAAUGAUGGAGUAGUGUUGUACCCAACUAGUAUUUGCAAAUGUACAUGAAGAUGUAGCUUUUGUAUGUGGAGUGAAGGCAUUUUAUGCACUAGAUAGAUGCUGUGUAGCUUGUGGAGUACUAUAGUCACAUUAGGAAACAGCUUCCGAAAGGAGGCGGUUGUAUGCCUGAUUCCAGACAGAUUGUGAUCAGUCAAGAAAGGGACAUGGCAGAAUUAGUCUUGUUUUAAAAGCAAAAUAUUUUUAUUCAUGUGUAUUAUUUUAUGGUGGAACUUAAUCUGUAUAUUGAAAAUAAAGUGAUAUUUUCUCCUU